UAUUGUUCACUUUAUAUCUGUACUUUACUUUGUUCUUAGUUCCUCUUCUUCUUCUUCUUCUUCGUCUUCUUGGUGUAUUGUAGUUUGUGGCCUUGUGAGGCUGUUUGGUUUGUUUGAAGUGUCAUCAAUGGCAGACAUUACUAACCCACCCAUGGAACAGUUACAAGACCUCGAGUACUGCAUAGACUCUAACCCUCCUUGGGUUGAGACCAUCAUAUUAGCAUUUCAAAACUACAUCCUGAUGCUGGGAACAAGCGUGAUGAUCCCUACGUUACUGAUCCCUGCAAUGGGUGGAAGUGAUGGUGACAAAGCACGUGUAAUACAGACUUUGCUCUUUGUAGCAGGCAUCAAUACACUUCUCCAAGCACUUUUUGGAACAAGAUUGCCAGCAGUUGUGGGAGGCUCCUUUGCAUAUGUAGUUCCCAUAGCUUAUAUUAUCAGUGAUUCCUCGCUGCAGCGGAUUACCAAUCAUCACGAAAGAUUUAUACAGACAAUGCGAGCUAUCCAAGGAGCUUUGAUUGUCGCAUCAAGCAUACAAAUCAUUUUGGGUUACAGCCAAGUUUGGGGACUAUUCUCGUGGUUCUUCAGUCCUCUUGGUAUGGCACCUGUAGUCGGAUUGGUUGGCCUUGGAUUGUUUCAACGAGGAUUUCCUUUGUUAGGUACUUGUGUGGAAAUUGGGAUUCCAAUGUUGUUACUGGUCAUUGGAUUGACUCAAUAUCUAAAGCAUGUGAGAACAUUUAGGGAUGUGCCUGUUUUUGAACGAUUUCCUGUGUUGAUAUGCGUAACAAUUAUUUGGAUCUAUUCCCUUAUUUUAACUGCCAGUGGGGCUUACCGAGAUAAGCCGAUAAAGACUCAAAUUAGCUGCCGCACGGACAGAGCUAAUCUUAUAUCUACCGCCCCGUGGUUCAUGUUCCCAUACCCUCUACAGUGGGGGCCGCCUACAUUCUCGGCAGGUCAUUCAUUUGCUAUGAUGUCUGCAGUUCUUGUUUCUAUGGUUGAGUCGACUGCUGCAUACAAGGCUGCAUCUCGAUUGGCAAUUGCCACUCCCCCUCCCGCUUAUGUCUUGAGCAGGGGUAUUGGCUGGCAGGGAAUUGGCAUUUUGCUUGAUGGUCUUCUUGGAACAGGCACUGGUUCUUCUGUUUCUGUGGAAAAUGUGGGGCUCCUUGGAUUGACCCGGGUUGGAAGUCGUAGGGUUGUUCAGAUAUCUGCCGUGUUCAUGAUAUUCUUUUCUGUCUUAGGAAAAUUCGGAGCGGUGUUUGCUUCUAUACCCUUCCCAAUAUUUGCAGCACUAUACUGUGUUCUUUUUGGUCUAGUGGGCCUCUCUCUAUUCCUCGGAUUAUCCAUCCCCCAAUUUUUUGGUGAAUAUUGGAAUCCGUCACACAGAGGUCUUGUUAAUACCAAUGCUGGAUGGUUCAAUGCAUUUUUGAACACCAUAUUCUCGUCGCCAGCGACGGUAGGGUUGAUCGUUGCUGUGUUUCUUGACAACACGAUAGAGGUGGAGAAGUCGAAGAAAGAUCGAGGGAUGCCAUGGUGGGUGAAGUUCAGAACAUUUAGAGGAGACAACAGAAAUGAAGAGUUCUACACUUUGCCAUUUAAUCUGAACAGAUUCUUUCCACCAACGUAGCCGAGUUUAGGAAAACCAGCAAACCCUAAAUUCCAAUUAACAUGCAGUCUUCUUUAGAGUUGCUGUAUAUGCAGGAUCUUGUGACACAAUUCUUAGGACAAGGUGCUAAUCUUCUUCAUUUCUUCUACUCAUUUUUUUUUUUAGUUGGGGCCAUUGUGUAAUGGUACCCAGAUAGGAUUGUAAACCAUUCAAUCCAAUGCUUUUUGUAGAUGCAAUAAGAGAUCAGUUUUCUUUCCUCUGCUACUUGGAUGAAUUAAUGUACAAGAAAAGCAAGCCCAAUUCAUU
Tripterygium wilfordii is the source of this 1909-nucleotide messenger RNA. RefSeq names its product nucleobase-ascorbate transporter 1-like. Gene Ontology annotation, biological process: transmembrane transport. Gene Ontology annotation, molecular function: transmembrane transporter activity. Bases 128 to 1624 code for a protein of 498 amino acids. The record is from RefSeq and is a predicted model, not a curated record. The transcript has 14 exons. Gene Ontology annotation, cellular component: membrane. NCBI's taxonomy places the organism in Eukaryota, Viridiplantae, Streptophyta, Magnoliopsida, Celastrales, Celastraceae.